This is a messenger RNA of Hemisphaericaspora subhashii, 2097 nucleotides long. RefSeq lists its product as uncharacterized. Gene Ontology annotation, biological process: vesicle-mediated transport. Gene Ontology annotation, cellular component: Mon1-Ccz1 complex; intracellular membrane-bounded organelle. The transcript has a single exon. Bases 1 to 2097 code for a protein of 698 amino acids. The record is from RefSeq and is a predicted model, not a curated record. Lineage: Eukaryota; Fungi; Ascomycota; Pichiomycetes; Serinales; Debaryomycetaceae.
AUGAUUAAUAAUAAUAUACCUUCAAGUAAUAUUGUUGAGUCACAUGAUUCACAUAUACAAUAUCUUUCAAUUAUUAAUCCUUUGUUAGUAUCAGACAAGGCAGAAUCUAAUAAUGAAUUAUUUAAACAGAUUUUAAUAUUCAUCACUACUUCACAACAUCAAGAUCAAGAAUGGACUCAAUUGGAAAAAUUAAAUUUAAUUGGACUUAUACGAGGAAUUGAUUCAUUUAGUCGAACAUUUUCCACUAUUGAAAACCAUCGUCCUACAAUAAUUAAAACAUCCAAAUCUUCAAUUAUAAUCCUUGAAUUAGAAAAUGAUUAUUAUAUUGUAUGUUCAACUUAUCAAGUAAAUCAAACUAAAUCUAAUUUCAUUAAUCAACAACUAAUUAAAUUGAUUAUAGAUGCAAAUACGACAUUUAGACUAUUAAAUAUGUCACUUGAUAGAAUCACAAAAGAUUAUGACUUUGAAGUAAUGAAAUCAACACUAAAUCAAUAUUGGUCAGGUUUCCUUGAAAGCUAUAAUAACCAAUUGUAUAAAGUUCCUGUAGGAUUAAAAUGGCCCAAUAGUUUGAAUUAUAGAGGUUUCCUAGGAUUGUUGAAAAGUGGUGGCCAACCUAAACAAAUUGCAAAGAAAUCAUCUAUUCUGUUAAUACCGAAUCUCAAACACGAAAUUAAUCAAUUACUAUCAGAUGAUGAUGUCCAGAAUGAAUUUGCAGCCAAGGGUAUAAUCAUAAGUUAUUUCGGGAAAAUGAAUCCCAAACAGUAUGGACUCGUUUAUUCCCAGAGCCUGAAUGAUGACGAGUUGGGGGAUAUAAUUCCUCAAGAAUCAUUAGUUGAUAUCUACAAUUGGUUAGAGUACCAUGAUUAUCACGAUAAAUUAAAUUCAACUUCCUUAUGUUCGUCUACUAGUAGUGACCUUUUUAAAACUAAUUUGCCAAUGUUUGUACCAAGUCAAGCCGAAGCAGAUUCUCAAGAAAAUAUGGUUGAUUUAGGAUUAAGGAUGCUUCAUCCUGUUAAUCUCACAAAUAGUUUGGUUGUCCUGCCCUUGAAUUAUACUGUCAAUAGUAUGAUGGCUCUUGGGAAUCAAUUUACUUCUGCUGGGGCGGUGCAACAGGAGGUGCCAGUCCAACCUGAUGCACAGGAACAGGGAUGGUUAUCUAUGCCACAGUUUCUUCGGCCCUAUGUUGGCACUGAAGCUGAAGCAACUACUUUGUUAGAUGAAGCGAAUGUGGAACCCAACCACGAUAGUGAAGAUGAAGAGGAUGAGGACGAGGAAGUCGAAGCAGCUGGUAGCUAUGUAAUUGGUUUACAGACUGAGAACUUCCUACAAAACAUUUCUCGAAGGUUAGUUUACAUUCCAACACAGAUGAAAGUAGAUCAAGAUAUAAAGUCAAUCGAAAGAGAGUAUCAAUUAGUCGUUUUUACAAGAGACGAUAUAUACAUUACCUUGAUUUAUGAAUCGUCUGCAACUCAUCAACUAGAUAAAGUUGAAUUCUAUGAACAACUUCAACACGACAUACUAUUACCCACUAUUCAAGAAAUCCAGAAUCUGAUGAUUGGUGGAAGUUUAAUAAAUACAAGUAUCUCAUCAUUAAGAUCUAUAGCUGGUCUAUUACCUUCCGAAGAAGUCGAUCAAGAUUUCUUCUAUGUUAUUUUCGAUCCUGAGAAGCCGUGGUUCCAAAGUUCCUUGCCUUAUUUGCCUAACAUAACGAAUGACAGGGCUACCACCCCAACAGCAACCACCAGAUAUCAAAUGGCAAUGUAUUAUUUACAUGAUCAAUUGACAAAUUUGUUUUUGAUUCAACAACUGGAGUUCUUCCAGACUGAUAAUAAAUUAAAUGAAUAUUUCCAUAAAUUCACUAGUAAUAAACUUAACGAUUGGAUGUUUUAUUACAUUCGUCAUAAAAAUAAAUUCAUUAUUAUAAUCAAGAAUAGAAAUAAAACAAAUAGAACAAAUGCAAAUACAAAGAUUGUUGAGAAGUCCUUAUUGGAUAAGAUUUCCGAUGGAAUUGUGGAUUAUGCCCAUUUGGGAUUCUUGGACAAUUUAGGUGAUGAUGUGAAAUAUUGGUUGGGUCAACAAGUAGUAAGUAGCGAAUAA